CACUGCUAACUAGUGUGUCCCGAUCGCUCGUCCGUUUGCCAUGUUCCACGCUCAGAUACGCCGCGAGAUUAUCGUGCGAAAAUGAGUCCCGCGGGCGUGAGAGCCUACCUGUCGCGCGAUCGGCCUCGACGACGGUGAAGAGACUUUCGCGGCCGGCUACGACGUGAAUAUAUCCGCAAGUGGGCAUGUGUUCGUUUCUUCGGCGGGACAUCGCGCGCGUGUGCUACGGUGGCCGGUGAUCGUGUUCGUGUUUGGAGGCGGUGAUCUCUCUCUCUCUCACUCUCUCUGUUUCUCUCUCUCCCUCGCCGUCUCUUCUCUCUUUCUUCGGGCUGGAAGAGAGCCUUUUACGCUCAGCGACGCGCGUCGGAGUCUGUGCGUGACAGACCAGCUCCGACCCAAUGGAGGAGCCGCGUCCUCACGUCGUCCUGUUCCUGUUGGCUUUGUUGUUGACAGCGCUCGCACGGGUCAGCGCAGGAGGCUUAGACUUUACUAUCGAGCCACAGGAUGUGGUGGUGGAACAGAAUGGUCCCGCGAGACUGGACUGCGAAGCGAAGAGUGUCUUUGGGACGCCGAGUAUACUUUGGCGCACGGACGACGGUCAGCCGAUCACGUUUAUCGGGGACAGUGAUCGAUCACAGCUAGCAAACGGAUCGUUGUACAUAAAAAGCGUACCUAGCGGUAAUACAGAGUUGACCGGAAGUUAUCAGUGCUUGGCUUCCGUAAAUAUCGGAUCGAUUGUCUCGCGGACGGCUACAAUCAAACUAGCAAGCCUGCCCGGCUUCGAGAGAGAACCUCAAGAUACCAUGAUUUAUGCAGGACAAGUUGCAUAUUUAAAUUGCGCUCUACCUGCCUCCUCGAGCUUGUUAAAGAUACAGUGGUUAAAGGAUGAAGAGCCGUUAGUGCUCGAUAUAAACCGAAUGACAAUCCUGCCGUCUGGCGCGUUGGAAAUCGAAAAUGUUCAGUAUCACGACGUUGGAUCGUACAGAUGUAACGCUAGCGGUUACGGCCAAUAUAGACUGAGCAACAAAGCAGAAUUAAGAUUAUUGUCUAGUGACAUUGAAGGAUCUAGCGCCCCGGUUUUCAUCGCGCAACCUUUACAACAAACAGCUAUCGAAGGAUCCGACGUGACGCUUGAAUGCGCUGCUAUCGGUUAUCCGAAACCGACAAUCCUUUGGCUUAAAGAUGGCGUCGCUCUCGAUUUGACACCAUCAUUUGAUUCUAGAUAUCGCAAAGUCGCAGCUUCUAGUCUCAUGAUCACAAAUGUCAGAGAAUCGGAUCAUGGCUCGUAUCAGUGUCGUGCGGAAAACGAGGUUGAAUCUUUGGAUGCAGUCGUUGAAUUAAUUAUACAAGUUCCGCCAAAGUUUUUGAAAAAGCCCGAGGAUAAAGUGGCAAGUGAAAAUCAAGAUUUAGAGUUUGAAUGUGAAAUCUAUGGAAAACCGGAACCGAAAAUUACCUGGUUGAAGAAUGGCGAACGUAUUACGUUGAGUACGUAUUGGCAAAUUAUCAAGGGAAAUAAUUUGAGAAUCAAUGGGUUGAUACCUAUAGAUGCGGGAAUUUUCCAGUGCAUAGGAGUGAAUCCUGCUGGUAGCGUUCAAGCCUCGGCACGUCUCACAAUUAGCCAGCCCAAGAGAAUGAAUUCCCGUAGAAUAACGACUCCCAAGACAGUUCCUAAGAAAAAGUUGUUACAACAUCGACAGUUGUAUAAUAAGACAUGGCAACAUCCGAGUACUCUCCUAGGACACACGUUAUCGUCACUCACACCGAAUCCCCCGCUUUCCAUAAGUCCCUCCGACGAUCCCGCGGAUCUACUUCCAGGCUCGGUUAAGUAUCCCAACUCCCUUUACGACCCAGACUCCCGUUUUAUAGAUGACACGGAUACUCUGGAGGCGUUUGACGGAGGUGGAAUACCUUCUCCACCGAGGAACCUGAGCCUCGUUAUUGUUACCGCAAGAUUUAUUACGCUACGCUGGCAAGAGCCGGAAAAUACCAACAGUGACAUUCUCAAUUAUUUUAUACAUUACAAACAAGAAGGAGCCUUGAGAGAAAGAGUUGUCAACACGCAACAAAAACUGGAAGCUAUGAUACGUGGUUUACAGCCCAGUAUGACGUACCAAUUCCAUGUAGUCGCGCAAAACGCUCGAGGACUCAGUGCCCCUAGCGAAGUAUUACAAGUUACAACGUUAAUAGAGGCCAAUGUUCCUGGACCUCCGAUGAAUCUAGAAGGUCAUGCAACGAGUAGUAUGAGUAUUACAUUAUCGUGGGAGGAAUCACAAGUUAUUAACGGUCGAAUAUCGAAUUAUAUUAUUACAUUUAUGGAGGGCGAUGGUAAAGAAGUAACGCGUGAAACUACUAGUACAACGUAUGAAUUGGUGGAUCUCGUGCCUUAUACGGAAUACAGUAUUCGAGUUCAAGCGGUCAACGAAAAUGGCCCGGGCGCGUUUAGUAAGGAUAUCGUAAUUCGAACUCACAGCGCACAACCCACGCAACCACCGCAUAACGUUACGUUAGAAGCAGCUAGUUCAACGAGUAUUAUCGUAAGAUGGGAACCUCCGCUCGAAGGACAGAACGGGAUUAUCACGGGUUACAGAAUCCGUUAUCGCAGAUAUCCGCACGAUUCCCGAUCCGGAGAUCGACGGCCCCCGAUUACGGUGACGACUGAGGGAAAUCAACGUUUGUACGUGCUCAAUGCACUCGAGAAGCACGUUGUGUAUCAAGUUCGUAUAUGUGCCUUCAACGUCAAUGGAACUGGGCCUUGGACGGAAUGGACAAAGAUAGAGACGUACGAGAACGAUUUGGAUGAGACAAAAGUACCCAAUGCACCUAGUAAUUUAAGAGCGAAUGCUAUGGCGGAUUCUAUCCUGGUGUCGUGGCAUCCUCCAAAAGAUCAAAGCAUAAAAGUGAGAAAAUAUAAAUUAGGUUGGGGUAAGGGUUAUCCCGAUGUCGAGAUACAAGUUCUCGAUGGAAAGCAACGAUCUUACUCAAUCAAACCUAUUGAACCAACAACGGAGUACGUAAUAUCUUUAAGAGCAACGAAUAAUGUUGGCGACGGUCAACCAGCGUACGCAAAUGUAAGAACUCCCGAACGUUUUGUAUCCGAAUCUGCAGUGCCUUUAAUACCACCUGUUGGCCUCAAAGCUAUUGUGCUCUCGGCUACUACCGUUGUGCUGUAUUGGACCGACAUGACUUUAUCGAAAAGUCAAUACGUCACCGAUAAUCGGUAUUACGUGGUGCGUUACACAUCCUAUCAUCACAGUAGCAGUCCAAGAUACAAAUAUUACAAUGCCACUGAUCUCAAUUGUAUGAUUCACGACUUGAAACCCAACACGCAGUAUGAGUUUACGGUUAAGCUUGUCAAGGGUAAACGGAGUUCGCCUUGGAGUAUGGUCGUCUUGAAUCAAACGCAAGAAGCUGCACCUAAUUCGGCACCCCGGGAUUUGACUAUUCAAACUGUGGAAGAUCGUCCGACUUCCGUUCUAUUACGAUGGCAACCUCCUAAGCAACUUAAUGGACAAAUUACAGGAUAUCUUAUAAUCUAUUCCACUGACAACACGAAAUGGGAUCGUGAUUGGCUGGUCGAAGGUGUCAUUGGUGACAAGAUGGAUGCUAUUGUGAAGGGUUUGCAUCCCAACACGAUGUAUUAUUUCAAGAUGCAAGCUCGGAAUUCUAAGGGAUAUGGACCUUUCUCCACGACGGUUUCAUUUAAAACACCACAAAGCAACGGCAUGGAUAUCUAUGAUGAAUUGCAUGAUCAAGAUGGACGAAGCCUUUCCAAUCUGUUGAUUUACAUCAUAGCAGGUUUCUCAGUUGUCAUUAUCACUGGUAUAACUGUAGUGGUUGUAGUGUGCUGCAAACGUAAUCCAAACUCGCCAGAUCGAAAGAAAGGGUAUAUGAAUGAUUCAAAUCAGAAAACGAAUAUCAAGCCGCCAGAUUUAUGGAUUCAUCAUGACCAAAUGGAAUUGAAGGCGCUUGAAAAAUCAUCGUUAAAUGGUGAAGCGUCUACCAGCGGCGUCACCAGUAAUACAUUACCUAGGUCGGGCAAUCUGGAAUAUAAUCAGGAUAAUGUACAUGGGAAUUCCAGUUCAUUAGAUAAACGUACUUAUGUGCCAAGUUAUAUGGGUAACACUGACGAGAAGUGCUCGACCCUGAGUAGACAGCACAGUCGUGGAAGUCACAAACCUAAACUAAUUACACUCCCUGUUGACAGUGCACCUUUGCAUCAGCCUAUAGCUACAGCUACUCCGAUCGUAAAUACCAGCAUGUCGCAGCCGACUAUUCAUACUUCGUGUAGCGACACGUCCUCGGUGAGGCCAAAUUAUCCACGAACGGUCGCGCAAUACAGUUUAAAUCGCGCGCACGUGACGUUGGAACCGACGCCGGAAUCCAGUCCGGAUUCCUGUAACAUGCCUAGCUCGUACGAACCGCUACAGAGUCAAUUAUCAUAUGGCACGAGCGGGCAAUCGUACAGUGGAAGCACUCAAUAUGCCCCCGGUCAUUAUGGUAACAGUAAUCAACAGAUGAGCAAUACCGGAAUGGAAAGCAACAACAGCAAACGUCUGCAGGGGCAUCCUCUCAAAAGCUUCAGUGUGCCGGCACCUCCGCCACAAAGUGCCCCUUCGACACCAGCUCAACAGAAACAUGGUGUGUCACAAGUGACAGUAAGACCGACAAUAUCCGGAAGCCCGUACAAGAAACCGCAAAGUUCGUCAUCACAAUUGGCGAAAAAUCGUUUAGCCUCUGUGUCGAAUCCGACGCAUACUUCGGAAGAGGUCGAACGUUUAAAGCCAUCGUAUUCUACGGAAGAAUUGAAUCAAGAAAUGGCCAAUCUAGAGGGUCUCAUGAAGGAUCUAAAUGCCAUAACAGCAUCGGAAUUCGAAUGCUAAAACAGGUUCCUAAGCCUUGUGCCAUCCCAACUGAUGGAUAGACUGCAACGCCACAUUCUUAAUGUUAGUAUCUGGGAGGUAGUAAAUUAAUUACGACACAUUCGAGUCUGUCGCGUAAUAAAAUUACGCGAUUAUUAUCAGAAUUAUGUAAACGCGAAACAAACUAUACUAUAUAAGUUAAUUAGCGGCGAUGAACGGCGCAAUUAACGCAUGACCCGAACGCUCGAUUUAAUACAAUAUUUAAUUCGAACGUAACAUUUGGUCAUUUUUUUAUAUUAAAUCAUUCCAUUUUAACACAAUUAACGUUUCCUCUCUCCGGUACUAGCGUUGCUUAUUUCGAGUGUGAAACUCAGAGUUGUGUACUUGCCAAUAUAUUCCGACAGUGUGUCAGCGUUCUUUCGUAUUUUUUGAUAACGCGAGCACGCGAGAGUAUUGUAUUCCGCGAUUGAUCGCGGAAAAACUUGACGAGCACUUUGUGUUAUAGAUGUUUAUGAUAAUCGCGUGUGAAUGUAUGCUGUAAGACGCAUAUACCGACCGAAACGUUCAUGUAUCGUAUAAAUUAUACGAUUACAUGAUCGAGUCCAGCGUGUUUUCUACCAUUGUGUAUGAAAGUCGAUGUAAUCAUGCGUGAGUAAGAAAUGCGUUAUGACGUAUUUCUUCGACAUUCGCAUAAAAAUAGUUUAAUCAGACGACACUCUUUGAUUGUGCUUUUAUAUACAUUGAUCAAAGAGCAAUUGCCUAAAUAAAAAAAAAAGAAUACUACGCUUUGCAGUCCCAGCGAAAAGCUCGCGAACGUUGCUAUUUCGCAUUCAUGUAAUUCGUAUAUUCGUAUAAUUGCAUUCUACGUCGAUGCUAAUAAUUGCCAUAUUUACGCUUAAUAAGGAGGUGGGAUACGCGUAAAUCGCUCGAGUAAUGUACGAUUUAAGAUGAAGGACGGAAAAUAUUCAUGAAAAAAUAUUAAUUCUAUUUUUGUAUCUAUUAAAAUCUGUUUGCGAAAAACUUUAUUAUACAUUCUUAUAUUUGGAAGAAUUUUUAUUAGCAAAGUCUAUGCACACAUUUCUAUUUUAGAAUUUUUAUUUUAUUUAGAAAAAAAAAUUUUAUAAUGUUUUUCUGCAAACAAUAAGUAUAUAUAUAUAUAUAUCGGGAUUUUGUGAAAAUGUUAUUCGAUACCGAGCAUACGACUCGGUUUGAGGACCGCAAAAUUUCUGUAAUUUGUAUGUAUAUUAUAUAUUAUAUUCAGACGCGGAUUUUUAAAAUAAGAUUUACGUUUUGUAGUCUGUACGUAACGUCUGGCAGCUCGCAUUUUAAGAAGAAAGAUUUCGUGCGUGUACUCUUUGUUGAAUCAACCACCUAGUAUUACGAUCUCAAUGAAAAAUAUUAUUUUAGAGUUAAUGCGAAAAUAAUUGAAUAUGGGUAUUAUAUAAUGGUUUAGUAUAACAAAGUCAAUGAUCGAUUUUCCUUGUAGAUUGAUCACGAAAAAUGUGUAAGACUCAUUUGUGGAAUUUAGCGACACGAUAUUUUCGGAUCAAUCUAUCGCUAUCCCUAGAGUUUAACUAUUUUAUUGUAAACGUAGAGUGUAUAAAGUUUGCUUUAUUGACGAAAAUACGGUCCAUUUAAAUUUACAAAGUAAGUUAUUCUCUCGAAGAAUCGCUUUUGCGAGUUAAAGUAUUAUCGAUAAAAAGUUAUAUACACACACAAAUAUUUUUACUGAGAUACAUAUAUACUUUGUAUUUUGCUUAAUUCGGAUACCAUAAUCAGCAACAAUUUUUAGGAAAAAUUUUAUAAACUUAACGCACAAAUGCUCAAUUUUUACUGGUAUUGGAAAUCGUCGAGAUAUACAUGCAUUCAUAUAUUUAUAUCUCCAAACACACAUUUUAUAUAAACUACUUACU
Nylanderia fulva is the source of this 6772-nucleotide messenger RNA. RefSeq names its product neogenin protein frazzled (gene fra). NCBI's taxonomy places the organism in Eukaryota, Metazoa, Arthropoda, Insecta, Hymenoptera, Formicidae. The record is from RefSeq and is a predicted model, not a curated record. Gene Ontology annotation, cellular component: membrane. Gene Ontology annotation, molecular function: protein binding. Gene Ontology annotation, biological process: cell-cell adhesion.